Messenger RNA from Triticum turgidum subsp. durum (durum wheat), 732 nucleotides. NCBI's taxonomy places the organism in Eukaryota, Viridiplantae, Streptophyta, Magnoliopsida, Poales, Poaceae. The record is from the annotation of a GenBank genome assembly.
AUGGGAUCAACUCGGUGGUGGCGAAAUGGCUGGGGCUCGCCAAGCCGUCCGACUCGGGGCGCAGGGCCACGCGGGGCCACGCCAAGUACCCCGAUCGGCCAUGGCUUCGAGCCCAAGAUGCUGCAGUUCAGCGGCCAGGGCUUCCGCGCGGGCUUGGUCCCGUGCAACCACACCGACGUCUACUGGUUCUUCACAUGGUCUCCUUCUCCUACUCCGGGCGGUAAGGAUGACGCCGAGCAGAACCCGGCGGAGAUGAAGCAGUUCGUGCUGGCCAAGCUCAGAAGCAUCAAGGCUCCUCCCGAGGUGCUGGAAGCGGUCGAGAGGAGCGAGAUGAACGACGUCCUCGUGGCGCCGCUGCGGUACCGUCCCCCGCUGUCGCUCCUGUCCGCGAGCAUCAGCAAAGGGAACGUGUGCGUCGCCGGCGACGCCCUCCAUCCGACGACGCCGGACCUGGCGCAGGGCGCGUGCGUCGCGCUGGAGGACGCGGUCGUCCUCGCGCGGUGCCUCGGCGACGCCAUCGUCGGGACGGAACGGGAGGUGGAGGCGGCUCUGCGCCGGUACGCCGGGAUCCGGCGGUGGAGGAGCGCGCAGGUGAUCGCGGCGUCCUACAUGGUGGGGCGUGUGCAGCAGAGCGAUCACGCCGUGGUGAGGUUUGCGCGGGACAGGCUGCUGUCCGGGAUGCUCGCCAAGGGGCUCCUCAUGAUGCCGGAUUUCGACUGCGGCACGCUGUGA